CCGAUUCCGUUCUUUUUUAAUGCAAAACCCUCCAUGGCCGCCAUACUUGAGUUCGGCGCUGCGGGGUAAUCUCUUGAACUCACCUCAAGUUCCUCUUUUUUCCUUCAACCAAACAGAACAAAACAAAACAAAACAACCGCAAUCGAACGUUCCAUAAACCCUUGUUACUAUUUUGUAAUUUAAUCAACAAAUUAUCAGCUGAAAACUCCUCCUUUUUUCUUUAUUUUUUGCCCUUAAUGGAGUCUUUAUCAAGCUCAGUGUUCGUCUCCAAUUUCAUGGAGACAAAGCCUCUUCUCAACACUCCUCUACCUUCUCUUUCCCCGUCUACAUCUUCUUUGAUUAAAGAAAUAAAUAAACGAAUCGGGUCUUUUCGAUUCCACUGCGGGAGUUCUACUUCCCUUGGCCUUCGUGUACGGGCUCUCACGCGUGAGGAUGCAGGUGAUGGUGAAGAAAACGGGCCUGUUACAGAUGCAUUUAAGUCAGUUUCUGGCAAUAUUUUCUCUUUAUCUCUAGAUGAUGUAAAUAGCAACAAGAGUAGUGAUGAGGACAUGAAUGAAAUUAUAGAUGUCGAGGCAUCUCUGGCAGUUCCACAUGUUUGUGGGUUCGGUGGGGGAACAAAAGCUGGGCUUUUUAGAACUCCAAUUUCUGGCGGAGUUCAAAGUGCAACCUCAGCUCAUGGGCUACCUCGACCAGCCUUGGCAGUCCGCAAUCUGAUGGAGCAGGCCCGAUUUGCUCAUUUGUGCACUGUUAUGUCUCGAAUGCACCACAGACGACAAGGAUACCCCUUUGGUUCUCUGGUUGAUUUUGCACCAGAUUCGACUGGGCAUCCAAUAUUUUCAUUCUCACCACUGGCCAUCCACACACGGAAUUUGUUGGCAGACCCCAGAUGCACUCUUGUUGUUCAGAUACCGGGAUGGAGUGGCUUAUCCAAUGCAAGGGUAACGAUAUUUGGUGAUGUCUAUCCACUUGCAGAACAUCAACAGGAGUGGGCACAUAAGCAGUAUAUAGCGAAACAUCAACAAGGGCCUACCCAACAGUGGGGAAAUUUCUACUAUUUUAGGAUGCAGAACAUCAGUGACAUAUAUUUCAUUGGAGGCUUUGGCACUGUUGCUUGGGUUGAUGUCAAGGAAUAUGAAGCACUUCAGCCUGACAAGAUUGCAGUUGAUGGAGGCGAGCAAUAUCUGAAGGAACUUAAUUUGCUGUUCUCAAAGCCUCUUAAAGAGCUCUUGUCCACUGAAUCCGAGGUGGAUGAUGCUGCUCUCAUAUCAAUCGAUAGCAAGGGGGUUGACAUUCGCGUCCGACAGGGCGCACAGGUAAGAGCUGCGUUUCAACGUACACAGGUAUCUUUUGAAGAAGGACAUCCUGUGGAAACCUUGGAACAAGCCAAGACUGCUCUUUGGAAAUUAAUAAAGAUGGGUCAAGUGCAAAAUCUGCGGAAGUCAUGACUCCUACUCUUUUUUGUUGUUUCCUAUAAUGGAUUAGUAGUGGUUUCCUAUUUUCUUCUUCCAACUCUUUCUUUAUUUGCCAAGGGGAGAAGUGAUCAGGGUUUAAGUCUGGGUAUGGGUGAAAAAGUUAAGGUAAGCAAAAAAGUAAAAAAGAAAAUCCUUUAUUAGGAUGUAAUAUUGUAAAAUUAUAAAAUGGACUGAUAAUAUUUUCUUUUAAUUUUAAUUUUAUAUUAAUAAAUAUCUACACAAAAAUAUCUAGUAA
Carica papaya (papaya) is the source of this 1707-nucleotide messenger RNA. NCBI's taxonomy places the organism in Eukaryota, Viridiplantae, Streptophyta, Magnoliopsida, Brassicales, Caricaceae. The record is from RefSeq and is a predicted model, not a curated record.